This is a messenger RNA of Drosophila obscura, 1026 nucleotides long. RefSeq names its product ribose-5-phosphate isomerase (gene Rpi). Bases 92 to 934 code for a protein of 280 amino acids. Gene Ontology annotation, cellular component: intracellular membrane-bounded organelle. The transcript has a single exon. The record is from RefSeq and is a predicted model, not a curated record. Gene Ontology annotation, molecular function: ribose-5-phosphate isomerase activity. Gene Ontology annotation, biological process: pentose-phosphate shunt, non-oxidative branch; D-ribose metabolic process. Lineage: Eukaryota; Metazoa; Arthropoda; Insecta; Diptera; Drosophilidae.
UUGCAAAAUCCAGCUCUGCUUUUGACUUGACAUUGAAGUUUUUAAACUUUCAACUAGAAGGACGGGACGGCACUGUAACCAACACCACCACAUGUUAUUGGGCCUACUUUGUCGAGGUUUUUCGCGACCACAUUUCAAUCAGCAUCAUCUGAACGCGCAGCAGCUUUUCUUGGGUGCGGCUAUACUCUGUGCACAGACAAGAAACAUGGCCGGCGAGAUUUCAUUGGAGGAGGCAAAGAAGAAGGCCGCCCGCACCGCCGUGGACGAGUGGGUGACGGAGGACACUAAGAUCCUGGGGAUUGGCAGCGGCUCGACGGUCGUGUUCGCGGUGCAGCGCAUUGCGGAGCGUGUGUGGAAGGAGGGCGAGCUGACCGACCUGAUCUGUGUGCCUUCGUCCUACCAGGCACAGCAUCUCAUAUUGGACUACAAUCUCAACUUGGGCUCGCUGGAUCGCAAUCCCAACAUCGAUGUGGCCAUCGACGGAGCCGAUGAGGUGGACACGCACAUGGUGUGCAUCAAGGGCGGCGGGGGCUGCCUGCUCCAGGAGAAGGUUGUGGCCUCCUGCGCCAAAAAGUUCAUUGUGGUGGCCGACUACACGAAGCAAUCGACGCGCCUGGGCGAGCAAUGGUGCCUGGGCGUACCCAUUGAGGUAGCGCCUAUGGCGUAUGUUCCCAUCAAGUUGCAGAUCGAGGCCAUGUUUGGAGGCGAGGUCUCGCUGCGCAUGGCUAAGGUCAAGGCUGGACCCAUUAUAACCGAUAAUGGAAACUUUCUGCUCGACUGGAAGUUCAUUGCCAAGCGGGAGUACAACUGGGAUGAGGUGAAUCGCGGCAUCACCAUGAUCCCAGGCGUCCUGGAGACGGGACUCUUCGUGGACAUGACCCACAAGUGCUAUUUCGGCAUGGCCGAUGGCAAUGUUAAGGCUCAGACCAAGUAAAUCUUUGUACACUACUAUGUUCACAGGGAUUAGAUUAAUAUUAAGAAGUGUUGGCCAUAAAUAAACGAAUUUGUCUCUUGCAUUUAUCUACA